AUGAGUAAUCAAAGCGAAAGUGCACAACAGACCCAACCAGAGAUCAAUGAUACAAACCAUUCAGUCAAACUUGAAGUACCUCAAACGACUAGUACUGAGUUUAUUUGUCGAUGGAGUGAUUGUACUGAAAACACAUACAGCAAUUUGACAUCCUUAGUCAACCAUUUAAAUAGUAAACACAUUGGACAACUUCCACCAGGGUCAAAUACGAAAUACAUAUGUUAUUGGGAAAACUGUACUAGAUAUGGACUAGAUCAACCAAGUAGAUUUGCUUUAAUAUCUCAUUGUCGAACCCAUACUGGUGAAAAACCAUAUUUUUGUCCAGUUCCUGAAUGUGAAAAACAUUUCACUCGUUCCGAUGCCUUGACUAAACAUGUUAAGGGGGUACAUGAUUUACAUAGUGUUAAAGACCAAUUGAUCUUAUUGAAAGAUAAGUCUAAAAAGGGUCAAAUUGAUCUUGGAGUGAAUGUUGAAGAUUUAUGUGAAGAAGAUUAUUUGAGAAUCAUUGAACAAGAUCAUGAAAUACAAAAACCAUGGUGGUUUACAAAUGAGUUUUUAAAUGUUUUAAAAGUUGGAAGCACUGAAAAGGACAAGGAAAACCAAGAUGAUUUAAUUAAACAGAUUGAAACAUUACCAUUUGAUAUGAAACAAUUUCAAUUGGCAAAUUCUAGAUACAAACAAUUUAUAAAUUCCUCUACUCGGGCAAAUAACGAGAUUGAUGAAGAAGAGGAACUUGAUGGGUUAGUACCGAAAUCAGAUGAUAAUAAUUCAGUUAUUAAUGUAGUUAGAAAACAAUUGCAACAUGAAAACCCCAAUAAAAAAUAUCCUAGAAUUAUGAGCAACCCAGUAUUGGAACGUUUAUCUAAUAAUACCAAGAAACUAGCACAUGAUUAUAUUAGACAUGAUAAUAAUACAAAUGACGAUGAUAUUGAUAGAAUACUGGAUUUGGAAACUUUAAAAACGUUACAUGACAAAUUAGCUAAUCAAUUGAAUACAGCAUAUAAGAUUAACAAAGUUUUGGCAAAUCAAUUGACUUCAAAUAUCAAAAUGAAAAGAAAGUUAUGGGCUUAUAGUCAAUUACUAAUUGAUGCAAACAUUCAAGUUGGAUUACCUCCUGAAGCAACAAGUAUAGCUCAACGUGUUAUGCAAGAUGAAUAUGAUGAACAAUUGUUACGUGGUUAA
Molecule: messenger RNA, 1182 nt
Organism: Candida dubliniensis CD36
Lineage: Eukaryota; Fungi; Ascomycota; Pichiomycetes; Serinales; Debaryomycetaceae
Exons: 1
Coding region: 1-1182 (393 amino acids)
Biological process (GO): regulation of transcription by RNA polymerase II
Cellular component (GO): nucleus
Molecular function (GO): RNA polymerase II cis-regulatory region sequence-specific DNA binding; DNA-binding transcription factor activity, RNA polymerase II-specific
Source: RefSeq, a predicted model, not a curated record